AUGACGCCCAACAUUAAGGUGUUUUGGCUGGUUUUACCGCUGAUUGCUCUUUGCUAUGCAGCAAAAAACAGCAGCAGCGGCGGAAAAUCUAAUGGUUACAUGGAAUCGGCUCUAAACAAGCAAGGAAAGAAAUCGGCAUGUAAUGUGGGACGUAAACGAGCUCUGAGCAGAAAUCGGGGGUUUAGAAGGACCCGGCAACUUCCUCCAGUUUCCUGUCAGGCAACACAGGGGCUGAAAUACUUCAAGGGCACUCACCCAAAUCCACCAUAUGGACCAUAUGCUUAUGGUGCUCCCUUUGGCGCACCAGGGAUACCAGGCAUUCCCGGCAGCCCAGGACCCGCAGGACCCGCGGGACCCACGGGUAUCGCAGGACCACCCGGUCCUCGUGGUUCUACGGGACAAUAA
This is a messenger RNA of Pocillopora verrucosa, 405 nucleotides long. The record is from RefSeq and is a predicted model, not a curated record. Lineage: Eukaryota; Metazoa; Cnidaria; Anthozoa; Scleractinia; Pocilloporidae.